Lymnaea stagnalis (great pond snail) is the source of this 8223-nucleotide messenger RNA. Lineage: Eukaryota; Metazoa; Mollusca; Gastropoda; Lymnaeidae. The record is from the annotation of a GenBank genome assembly.
CACCCUGGUGUUUACCCCCCUUUGAAGGUGCAGGGGCAAUCCUUCUACAGCACUUAAUCCUUGAAAUUGUGGCUAAGCCAUGCUACAUAAAAAUCACAAUAUAACGUUUUUAAUUUCCGAUUGUAGGAAUAAAAUCGAUACAACUUCCGUGUUUACAUCGUUUAAUCCGUGGGAAUGUUGAUCACUGUGCUAUUUGAAACUGCUGCCGUUCAAUACAUACAUUUAGCGCAUGCGCACCGUCCCAAUAGGUUAUUUCCUUUUGUUUGUUGUGUGUUGGAUGUGUACGUGUGCGUGUGUAUUAUGUUAGUAUACUUUUGGGCCAUGCGGGGUUAUAUUUUGACUUAAUAUCUGUAAAUUACAAUUAUUAUAUAUUUGCAGUAAUUUACUAGUUGUGCCAAGUCCAUAAAGGUUUAACAAUAUUAUGAAAUUUUAGUUACCGGUUACUUUCAUUCAAUUUCAACGUUGUCAUUAUCAUUAGUCAUUAGUAAAAAAAAUCAAACAUGACAAAGUUUGUCAUGAUACUCUAGUCUAUAGUCUAUACUAUAGUAUACUAUACUCUAUGACAGUCUGUGAUUCAUAGACUGAUUAUCAAGAAAGUAUGUCACAAACUCACAAUGAUUUGGGCUAUUUCUACUCGAUCAUGAAUCAUUUUCAUAGAGGAGGGGCGGCCUAGUCUUACUCUAUGCCAACCUGCACUCACCUUCCUUAACUCCUAACUAAACUAGUUAAGUUAACAAACAGAAGCCACUUGACUUAGGCUUAGGUCUAUAUCAUACUUUAUGUGAAGAUGAAGAAGUGUACAGAAAAUGCCACCUGGGAUUGGCUACUGUACUGUAGACUUAUUGUUAUUAGUUUUGGUAUUAGCGUCCCAAAGUCAGACUUCUAAUUCAUUCAGUGUGUCAAUAACUUAACAAGUAAUAUAAAUAUAAUAUAAGUCUACCAUUUAAGUCUCAUUUUUUAGUCAUUUCUAUUGGUAGCUAAUUGUCAAUAAUAUAAUAGCUUCUAAUUCUAGGGAGCUAUUUGUAGCAAACUAACAGCUUCUAGAGAGCUAUUGGCUAUUGGUACUCCACUACCAGUAGCUUCAAGGCGGCUAUUGGUAGUCUACUAUAAAAAAAACUACCAAUUGGUGAUAGAUUUAUUAUGUAAUGCAGUAUUGGUAGUCUCUGGGUUUUUUUUAUUACAUCACUGAAAUCACUUGCUUAACCCCUUCAUUUCCGCUGGUUUUUGGGCAUCGAUAUUUGCUGACUCAGCAACAAAAACCCUCUUCUCUCUUUUUUUUAAAUGAUGAAAUUUUCGGUAUUUUUCACCCUCUAUCAGAUUCACUUUUUAACUUCUCUAUAGAUUAACGAAUUAAGAAAUAUAUAACAUUGAAAUAUGACGUCGACGUGACAUCCUUGAUAUUUCAGAAAAAUUCUUUGCCUCUUUGUUAUGACCACAAUGUGAAGUCCUUGGUAAUUGAAAGUGGGUGAUCGUGAUGUCGCUUCGACGUCAUCGGUAGCGAAGUGUAUAAGUAGGAUGUAUGUUGCCCAAAACAAAGUGUGACAACAAAAUUUAUUAUUUGCAUCUAGUCUCAUAAAUUACUCCAAUCAGAUUUUCAAGACAUAAUACACUUAUUUUUCUUUCUUUGUAUAUACUUUAUUUUAGGAUCAAGGCAUUGAUUCUGCAUAGGAUUAAAAUUAUUAGUAAAUGGUGAUGCCUAGACGUUAAAUUAAUUUUUGUUAUAGAUCAUCAUCAUUUAGUAGAUGCACAAUAUUACCCAAUGAAAUUGUUUAAUUAUUGUUCAUAAAAAUAUCCAUGCCAUGCCCAUGCCUUUAUUAGUUAAUGAGGGCUCAACUGUGUAAAUAAUACUCAGUAGACCUAUCUCCUAACAUAAAAUUAAUUAAUUGUGGGGGGGUGGGGGCUGUCACAUGACCAUGUUCCUAACCAAAGAUUGGCCCAAGUUUAUAACUUUUGUUAUCAUCUUUAAGCCUAAUCACGUUAUUAUAUAGUUUCAUUUAACUAAUACGGAGUAAAACUAUUAUUAAGAUAAUUAUAGUAAAUUAUAGAUAUAAUAAUUAGGCCUCAAUUUUAAUUUAUGAUCAUAAUAAUUAGCACACACAAAUUUUUACUGCUAGAUUUUAUUUUUACUGCACAUAUUACUUUGGCUUUGGGACAAAAGAAGCUCAGUAGAAUUUUUUUCAGAUUAAAUGAUCCCCUUCCCACCAGUAUCAUACAUCUUUCUAUAUUAGAUCUAUAUUAUAAAUUACAAUUUUAUAGCAAUAUAGCCAAAUCUGAGCAUGGGGCUACAGCAGACAGUGUUAAAACAAUACUGUAGAUUUUAAUUUUAUAAUUAGUAGAGAGAUGUUGUCAUUAGUACGAACUAGUAAUAAAUGAACGGGGCAAUACUUUGCCAGCUCAUUGAAAGCAGGUUUUUAAAGCUGCAAUUUUGGUUUGAUUUGAUUGGCUAGACUACCAUUAGCACUCUAGAAGAUAUUGGUAGUUAACUACAAAUAGUUCCCUAGACGCUAUUUGUAGUAAACUAACGAUAAACCCUUUCUAAUUUUUGUGUCUUCCCCUUGGCAAUGAAAAUCACAAUGUCUAGCAUGCAGGGUGCCAAGUCUGGCACAAGGCCAUAGGUGCUGACGAUGCCUGGCCUAGGCCUAUACCUAUAUUAUAGUAUAGAAUACUUUCUACUAGAUAUACUUUUAGUGCCUUCUAAUAGUUCGAGACUAUGGCCCAUGACUAAUAUAACUUUAUUCAACUAUGUUAGUGUUAGUGUAUGUAUCUUUCUAACCAUCAGACCUAUACUCGCUAUAUAAACAUAAUUUAAUAAUAUAUUAUAAAAAUAAGUAAUAAUUGGGGCCAGGGCUGAAGGAAGUAAAUAAAUUUCUCCUUAUCUUUACUGUAAAGAUUUUAAUAAAAAGUAUGUUUAUGGUUGGCCAGCAGGAUGCUAUGUCGCCUGCCUAUGUACUCAUUUAUUUAAUUGAAAGUUAAGAUUCCCAGGGCUCAAUCACACCAUGAAAAUUAAUAUUGCAUCAGAAGUUUAUAUUAAAAACCUAUUUAUUUUUGUUUAUGAGGGGCUAAUUCUUUACAAAUAUUCUUUUGCUUCAGGGCCUGAUUUUCAACUGGAGUUGCCUUAUGCAAAGCACAUGGAAUACUUUUUUUUACAUUUUUUAAUCAUCUAUGAAAGGUAUUGAAAAAGUGCAGCUGAUAACAGUAUUAAUGCCUGAUUAUAAAGUAAAUUUUAAAAACUAUUAAACAAGGUGAUGUUACUUUCAACUGAGACUCUAUAUGCUGCUGCAAGAAAUAUGAAGACAGAUAAAUUACAUUGUAAAGGCUCUUCAGAUUUUAAACAGCUGUCUGUGUUAAAAAAGCUAACACCUACAAUUGAAAAAAAUGCUUUAUUACCUAUAAAUGUUAAAAGGGCUCAGGCUUUGAAUAAAAAAGACUUAAAGAAAGCAAAGACAGUGGACUCUAAUCAUUUUGGCACAAGUGAGAUGAAAUUGGAUAAAGCUCCAUUAGAGUUUAAAGAAAAGAAUGAAUAUCCUGACCACACCGAAGAUAGUUCACAUGAUAAAAAAGGUUUCAAAACACAUAAAAAUAAAAAAGGUAUAUCUUUAAUUUUGAUUUUGUGUAUCAUAGAAAUUUGUGACAGAAAUGUGACAUCAUUUAAAUAUGUAUUUAUUACAUUAGAAUUCAAGCAUGAUUUUGUUUUCAAGUUUUGAAUAGUGUUUCUAAUUUUUUUUUUAAUAAUGCGCUUGAGGGCUGCAGUCAGAAAAUAAAAUUUUGACCUUGGUUUUUGGUACUAUAAUGUAACUAAAUGGUGUUUUCUUCUUUGGGUAAACAUAAAAUGAAGCAAGGUUUCACAUAUUCUUAUUUUUCCAGAAUAGUACCAGCUUUCUUAUAAUUUAUCCAGAAUUCAAGAAUCCAAUUCAAGACCUUAUUAAAACUAGACUAAUCUAAUAUGAUUUUUUUUUUUUUUAUUCUCUAUUCAUAGGCUCAAAGAAAAAGCAUGAUGGAGCAUCUAACUGGACUCGAUUAUGCAUGGUAGUAGCAGUGUUUGUUGAAAUAGAAACUUACUGUAAUGGUGUACUCUGAUUGUCAGAGAGAAACGAAAGAUUAUUUAAGCUAAUUACAAGUUUAUCUUUGAAAUACUAUCUCUCACUAUUCAUAUUUAGUUUAAGAGUUGGCAACUAUUUAUUUUUUUAAAGCCCAAGAUUUUAUGAAAUUCAGUUUGGUAACUAUUGUGCAUCUUUCAGAAACUUCACAUUAAUUCUACAACUAGAAAGAAUAAACCAGAAAAUGUGAAGAGAAUGGCAGAGGACGAUAUAAGUCCGGAUAGCAAAAGGUAAGCUAAAAAUGUAACCUAUUUAUUUGUGUUCUCCAUCUGAUGAUCUGAUACAAUCAUAAUUUCGUUUUGUUUUAUCUAAAAGACUUUGUUAAAUUUUUCUGUUGAUAGAGCCAUCGUUAGCCUCUGACUCAGAGAUGUGAAGACUGAGAAUCUAACUUCCCAAUACCUUGUGACAGCAUAUUUUAAUUACACUACUAUUUGAUUCACUUGAUUUAUAAACUUGAAAGAAACAUUUACUCAUUUAAAAUAUUUUUGUUGAGCUUUCUAACUUAAGGACACUACUGUAUUCUUAUUCUAAUCAAUGAUUUGAUAACAACUUCAAUAAACAAGUGUUAUUUUAAUCCUACUUUGUUUAAUACUACAUUCAAAUAACAUUUUAGGCAUGCUUGUUUUCCCUCCAGGUUAAAGCCUGAUGUCUGGUUUGAUAAUGUAGAUAAUAUCCUAAUUGAAUCUGAUAAGAGUCAGAUUAAAAAGGAAACAAUGGAUCCUUUAGUCAAGCCAGAUUCUUUCAAGGGGUAAAGUUUUUUUUCUUUUAAUACAUAUGAGUGCACAAUGUAUAAAAAAAGGUGGACUUCUUUUUAUUUAUUAUUGAUUUAAUUCUGGUUCAGACUACCAUAUAUAAUUAUCCCAAUAGAUAAAUUAUGGAAAGUUACUUUGACUUCCCCAUGACACUACACUUACUUCACCUUUAAAAUCAAUAGGUGUUUCUCAUUUCCUUAUAUCCUAACAUAUGUCUUUUGUUUUUUUAAUUUUGUGAAAAAACAGAAGGCUACUCUGAUGCAAAUUUAAAAACAGCUGCACAAUUUUCAAUAAUGCUAAUCAAAGAGAUGUGACAUCACUUUUUCUUGGCUAAAAAUUGUGUGAUCUUAUGACAAAAAUUGAGAAAUGUUUUCAUUUUGAAUCAGUUUCUCCUUAUGCCUAAUCGGAUUUUGAGUUUAAAUUUCAAAUAUUUCUUGUAUAGAAAUAAUUGUGAAAAUAAUAAAAUAUCAUUGCUAUUGCGACAUAUUUCUGAUAUCAAGAGGAUUAUAGUGGUUUUCAAAAUGCAAGAAAAUCUGAGAGAUAACGAGGACGAAAUCAUUAUGGACUUGGUUCCCCUUUCUAUAAAUAAAUAUUUAUUUUGUUUUUCACAUUACCAUAUUUAUUACUUAAUUAUGUAUUUUAACCAAAUCAUUUCUUAUAAAUAAAAUAACAAAAGUAACUUUAAAUUAAGCUUCUUUUGAAACCAAUUAUUCAUAUUAUUGACUUCAAAUGCUACCAAUAUCUCCUUUUCAUCUGACAAGAGCAAUAUUACUAUGACACUUUGGCCACAUUAACAUUAUUAAUCCAGCUUUUGAAUUUGGAAUGACAUAGCUAAAAAACUGAUAAUUUGGCCUAGAGAUAAUAAGUCCUUAAUUGUUUCGUUUGUAAAUUGAUACAUUAGUUAUUAAAAUAUUUCUGUAAAGCUUUUUUUGUGAUCAAAGUCUAAAUUUUGAUAGUAUAACAAUCCACAACUAAUUCGGUAAAUACCAUAGGCAUGUUGAUUGAAGAAGUUUGUGUUUUCUCUCCACAGAUUGACAAACUGUGUUGCAAUGGACUGUGAGAUGGUAGGUGUUGGCCCGAAAGGUGAAGACAGCAUUUUGGCAAGAGUCUCCAUAGUCAAUCAUUUUGGAGUUUGCUUGUAUGAUAAAUUCGUCUUACCUACAGAGAAAGUUACAGAUUAUCGCACACAUGUCAGCGGUGUAACUCCUCAAAAUCUAUCAACUGGUAAUUCCUUGCAAAUUGUUAUCUUUUAUUUCUUAAAUUUUUCUUAUAUUUUACAUAUUUCCAAAAUAUGGUUGUCCGUUAAAAUCUUAUUUUUUACAGUUAUAAUACAUAAAUCAGUUUUUAAUCUUGCUUUUUUGUAAAACCCAGCUUCCCACAAUAACAUGAAUAUGGCAAACACUUUCUAUUUCUUGUUAUUUCUUCAUUUGUCCUGUCUGCUGAGGGAUGCUCUUAACCUUAACUUUUUUUGUUGUCCUCUAUUUCUAUUCCAAGCUUCCACAUACCUUGUUUUUCUAUUUAAUUACUUGCACUUGCAGCUAUGAUAAAUUUUAACUUGAUAUGGAAAGGGUUUGUUAUUUUACAAACCAGAUUAUAGUAUAAAAAUGAUUUAAACAUAUGUUAUUAAUUAACUGGUUAACUCACAUAUAACAGCUGCAUUUACAAAUGUCAGUUUUGAAUAAUAUGUAAUAGGGGAAGAAAUGUGAUCAAUGGUAAUAAUAUUAUAUCAAACUAGACUUAGGUUGCAAAGAACGUAGAGGUUAAGCAUGCUGAAAAUUCAGUAAAGCAUUUCAGCUUUUUGUGUAUGUCCAACAUUUAAAGUAAGGAAAACCUAAUCAGAUGAUAAAUGUGUUAUUUCUUAUGCUUUUAUCUUAUAUGCCCAAGCUAUAAAAUGCCUCAAAUAAAUUCUUACAGCCGAAGAAUUUUCAAUGGUUCAAAAGGAAGUCAGUGAUAUUAUUCGUGGUCGUAUACUUGUCGGUCAUGCACUCCAGAAUGAUCUUAGGGUGAGUUUUUAAAAUGUUAUUAUAUAUAUCUAUAUAAAAUCAAUAUAAUUAAUGCCAAUCCUCCUUUUUGUGGUAAUUGGAUGUAGUGUAUCGUAAUGGUAAUUGGAUGUAGUUUAUCAUAAAUGGUGAGAUGCCAGUAAUUAUGAAGGAUUUGGGAAAUGUUUUUUAGUAGGUGUGUUCCUGAGAUUGUGUAGGGUGGAUGAAAUGCAUUUCAGGCCAUCGGGAAUCCUAGAUCCGAAAAUCCAUGUUUGUGUUUUUCCUUGUAUGAGCUAUACAAAUAUAUUUAAAUCAUGAUUUUGCACUGUUUCUAGGUCAGUCGUUAAUGUUUAAUGUAAGUUUUUAUAGGUGCACAAAAUGAACGUCUUUUCUGUGCGCUGUGCGUAAGAUAGCUUUGUGCGAGAUCAUUGUGUUGAGUGUUAAUUUACUAAAUGUCUAAAUGUGGUGAAAUUUAUCAUUAUUGAAUAGUCAUUCCUAGACCAAGUAGGUCAUUGGAAAGCUUGACCAGAUUCUAAAAAAGUUGGCACAACUUUUGUUGCACACCGUACAAGCAUCCAAGACUUUUUCAGCUAUAUUCUGAAGAAUAUUUGUUUACUUUCUAGGUGUUAUUUCUGACUCAUCCCCAUAAAUUGAUUCGGGAUACCAGCCAGUACAAGCCUUUUCGUGAACUGUUCAAAGGCAGGCUACCUUCAUUAAAAAACUUAACGGAAAAAGUUUUGGGUGUAAGCGUACAGGCAGGGCAGCAUAGCUCAGUAAGUUUUUUCCUUUAAGUAAGCAUAAUUAUGUCACUAAAUCUGAAUUAAAUAUCUUAUUAUUUUAGUUUUCUUAAAGAAAAUUUUUGUUAAACUUUUGUAUUUAGUUCAAUGAACUCUACUGAAGCAAAGGAUUUCUUUAUCUCUGAUUUUUUUAUUUUUUUUUAAAACAUGCUGUGGGAGAACUAAUUUUGGUUUGCCAUUAUCCUAAGAAGUGAAUGAAGAAAUUAAGUUCAAAUUUUAAUCUUUAUUAAAAGAUUUAAAAAAAAUUAAAAUAUAGAUCUAAUAGAUUUUUACUUUUGCUAUUUAAUGUCUGUAUUUAGUUUGAUUAUGGUAAUGAUGAAAAAACUAAGAUAACUUACCACUUUUUACAUAACUUUUGAAAUCUGUUAACUCAUUUAUUUGUUUCAAGAUCCAGGAUUCUCAAGCUGCCAUGCGUCUGUACACCAUGUUUAGACAGAAGUGGGAAAAAGAGAUUAAAAAAAAUAAAAGAUUAGAUAGGAAAAAAAAGAAGAAAGUCAAACCUGCCAGUAAGAAAGGUCAAAAGUAAUAGCCGGGAAUAAUGCAUUUACCUUUAUUUCUUUAUCUAUUUGCAAUAAAUAAAAACAAAAUAUGUUCAUUA